GGUGGUUCUCUUUGUAACUGUUGCUGGUGUACCAACGCAUGGGCAUCACAGCAUUGCAUCUCUGAUAGAUCUGUGAUCAAGACAAGCUUCAAGCAGUGAUUCCAGCUGCCAUGUCUGGCAGCACCGCCAUUGUGCGCAAUGCAGUGGUGACGGCCUUCUCUGCAUUGACUUCUCACAAAUUAGACAUUAGGGCAACAGAACAAUCGAUUCUAUCUUCCUCUUGGACACGGAGGUCCAUCAAUCUUCAGAGCCUCGCUCUAGUCACAGAAAGGACCAAGGGUAUUCGUUGGAUCCAAGCAGUGGCCAUGAAUCAAGAUACAGAGGGCAUGCGCAAUGCAGUUCAGCAACCAAGGCCUCGUGUUCUUGACAGCCAUUUGCACGUGUGGGCAUCUGAAGAAGAAUCAAAAACCUUCCCGUACAACUUGAGUCAGAAGCCGACUAUUCCGGGCAACACAGAUCUUCUUCUCCAGGAGAUGGACGUGGCUGGGGUAGAUGGAGCGCUCAUCGUCCAACCGUUCGAUCACAAGUUCGACCACUCUUACGUCAGCAGUGCCCUCAAGAAGCAUCCGAACAAGUUUGCCGGCUGUCUCUUAGCAGACCCAACCCCGGGUGGCGGGGGCACUCGAGAACUAGAGCGACUCGUUCAAGAGGAUGGCUUCAGCGCAGUUCGUUUCAACCCGUAUCUCUGGCCGGCAGGAGAACAGAUGACGAACGAUAUUGGGCGAGCCAUGUUUGCAAAAGCCGGCCAGCUAGGGGCUCCAGUGGGGUUCAUGUGUUUCAAGGGGUUGCAUCUUCACAUCGACGACAUUGAGGCAUUGUGUAGGGACUUCCCAGAGACGAAAGUUUUGCUGGACCACUUCGCAUUUACCAACCCUCAAAGGUCGGAGCAGGAAACCACGAUGUGGGACCGGCUCUUGACCCUGUCGCAAUAUCCCCAGGUGUAUGUCAAACUGAGCGCCUUCUUCCGCGUUUCCAAAGAGGAGUUCCCGUACCGAGACACGGUCCCCAUGAUCCGCCAGCUGGCGGACGCGUUUGGCGCCAGGCGGCUCUUGUGGGGAAGCGACUUUCCGUACGUGACGCAGCAGUGCGGCUACACAAAGAACUGGCAGAUUCUAGAUGAAACGGACGUGUUGAAUGCGGAAGGGCUAGAGCUGGUAAGAGGCGAAGCGCUCGCAGCGCUCUUUCCAAGCAAAUGGCAACGGUGACGCUUGUUGGCGCUCUGUCCAACGCGCAGUGUUUUGCGGGCGGCUCACCUGCUCGCUCUUGACGAGCCCAACGAGCGGAUAUACCAGGUUGCUUAGUCAAGUAAAUCGAGGAGCAAUCUGGCAAAGACAGACCCAUGUUUGCAGCUUGCGAGGGAUCCAACUAGCACUGAAGCGGAACAUUGCCACAGCUUGCAUGACCACGCCCUGCAGCCGACUACAUGCAUG
This is a messenger RNA of Klebsormidium nitens, 1430 nucleotides long. NCBI's taxonomy places the organism in Eukaryota, Viridiplantae, Streptophyta, Klebsormidiophyceae, Klebsormidiales, Klebsormidiaceae. The record is from the annotation of a GenBank genome assembly.